CUCUGAUUGGCUGAGCAACCGGAGGGGCGUGACCGCAGAGUUGGGGACCGGGAAGAAACAUCUAAACUUGCAGCAGCGACUUUAUAAUGUUGCUGGCACACCAGAUACGCCAUUAAAGGGGUAUACCCGGAUCUUUCCGACUGCUGGCAACGUUUGAGGCAGUUGGUCAUCGCAUGUGAAAAUAGACUGGUGCCAUGAAGCCACUCCAGAGAAUUCCUGUUACCUGCAGUAGGGUUAUAAGGGAUGUAUUGCAGGUAAAUGUACCUGCUUUUUUAUCCACCUCCUGCACAUGCCUGAGCAGGAAGAAGAACCACAACGGUUAUGAUGAGGUUAACCAAACAAAAUAUGAAAGUUUGGUGCGGAAUGUCACUGCCUCCCGUGUCAGCCCACAGACACCUGAUAGGUUAUUUGAAGAAGACAGCUUUUUAUUUGGCAAAGUGGUAAAAUCAAAGACUGGAACACAAACACCAGAGCCCAAGGCCCCACAGAAUUGGGUCCCGCUAACCAAUCCAGAUAAAGUUUGUUUGCCCCUAGAGAAAACAGAUUUUGACUUACCCCUGAAGAUCAGUUUACCAGCAAGAAACCAUAUGGCAAAUAACAAAAUCCCUAGUGUCACCAGAAUCCUACAGCAGACCAUGCCCAUGGAACAGGCAUUUUACCUUGAGAGGUGGAAGCAGAGGAUGAUCAUGGAAUUGGGAGAACAAGGCUUUGCUGAAUAUACUGCAGCUCUCUUUUCACAGGGAAAGCAGUUCCAUGCACAGCUGGAAGAUCUGCUAUUAGCUCUGGAUGGCCAUCAUAAAAAAGAGGAGCCUGAGGGGUUGACAGGGUACUUGACCAGUGUUCAGCAUGUCCUGACAGACAUUGUUGGAAUUAAGUCACUUGAAAGUGCAGUGCACCACUCACAGCUGCAGUACUUGGGUCUUGUGGACUGUGUGGCUGAAUAUCGGCAGAAGCUGUGCGUAAUAGACUGGAAGACUUCAGAGAAACCAAAGCCAUAUUUACGAGACACAUUUGAUAAUCCACUACAAAUUGCAGCUUAUAUUGGAGCAAUAAAUCAUGACAACAAUUAUAAUUUUCAGGUCAACUGUGGUAUGAUAGUGGUGGCAUACAAAGAUGGCUCCCCUGCCCAUACGCAUUUCAUGGAAACAGAUCUUUGCUUGCACUUCUGGAAUAAGUGGCUGCUACGCUUAGAGGAAUAUAAGAAGAAGAAGGAGGAGGAGGAGGAGGAAACAAAACAAUGACAGCAAGACAUGGCAGUUACAUGUUUGGUUAAUGCUCCACAUCUACAGUCUGUUCUAUUGCCCAUGCAAUUGUCUAGACCAGAUGUGAAUGGAAUACAGAAAGGGGGGGCUCCUCAUCUCUCUGUUCAAAUGAAAUUUUCAGAGCAAAUUUAUGAAAAGGCAAAAGUUGACACGAGGCAUGGUUAUAGGUGGCAGGCGCACUGGCUCAUUUGGGGUAUAUUUAUCAUAGAGUGAAGUUAGAGAUCGCCACAGUCCCCUAGAGUGAAAUUCUGCCACUCCAUUUCUAUUUCUAUGGGAUUUUAAAAAGUGUAUUUAUCAAAGGAUGAACUUUCACUUUCACGUAUUAAUAAAUACUAAUUUAAAAAUCCCACAGAAAUUAAUUGAGAGUGGACUCUAGGGGACUGUGGCGACUUCACUCUUUGAUAAAUAUACCCCUCAGUCUUUAUAGGUGGCACAUAUAUUAACAUAGCUUUAGCUUUUUAAAAAGUAAACAUAAUUUAAAGCAACUUUGCAAUAUACAUCAAUUAAACAAAUAUGCAGACUUUUCAUGAUUUUUAAUGGUUUGGAACAGUUCCCUAAGCCUAGCCCACUGCUCUCCUGCUGGAAAGGAAAGUUGAAUGCUUAAAAUCAAGACCUACUUAAUAACCCACAUGGUAAUCUAUUUUGUACACAUUAUGACAUUUUGAAAUUGUUGUAACUUAUAUAUAUAUAUAUAUUGUCCAUAAGAUCCCCUUUCUUAACAUUCUAAAUAUCGCUGCAGAUUUCUCCCCUCCAGUUUUUGUGAUUCACUGUUAAAAACGAUGCAGCCAUUUAUAUUUGCUGCAUAUUUCAGUCACAUGACUCACUGAAAUUUGUGUAUUAUAAUAAAUAAAGUACCCCCGUUCGGCCUCGUGUUUUUAUGUGGUCAUGAAACUCCUCGGUAACUUAUAAUAUCCUUAUAUUUUACAAGAGGGGGUAAUUUAUUCACUAUAUAAUACACAAAAGCCACUAAUAUCCUGUUAAUUAUAUCCUUAUAAUGGCUCUUAGCAAUGUCAACAGUUAUAAACGGAGCUUAGUGAUGUCAUAUUUGUUACAUGACUCAAUAAAACUUGUGUAUUAUAAUAAAGUUCCCCUUAUUGGGAAAAUAUUAUUAAAAGUAACCUCUGAGUUCCAUGAACUUUAGAAAGGCACUCGGCCUUCGUCUUUGUGCUUUUAUAUGGUCAUGGAACUCCUUGGUGCUUUUAUAAUAUCCUUAUAUUUUACAAUAUGGGGUACGUUAUUCACUAUAUAAAAGCAUAACUCUAUUAUACAGAGCUGCAGAAUGUGUUGGGAUUUUAUAAAUAAGUUAAUAAUAAUAAUAAUAAUAAAUCAUAUCCUGAUGUUGUCCCAUUUAAUAAUCCAGCAUAAUAAUGGACUAUCAGUAAAAGAUAUUUUAUAAAAACA
Messenger RNA from Xenopus laevis (African clawed frog), 2663 nucleotides. RefSeq names its product mitochondrial genome maintenance exonuclease 1 S homeolog (gene mgme1.S). The transcript is spliced from 5 exons. The record is from RefSeq and is a predicted model, not a curated record. The coding region runs from base 195 to 1241 and encodes 348 amino acids. Lineage: Eukaryota; Metazoa; Chordata; Amphibia; Anura; Pipidae. Gene Ontology annotation, biological process: mitochondrial DNA repair; mitochondrial DNA replication. Gene Ontology annotation, cellular component: mitochondrion. Gene Ontology annotation, molecular function: single-stranded DNA exodeoxyribonuclease activity.